Messenger RNA from Drosophila yakuba, 6312 nucleotides. RefSeq names its product peripheral-type benzodiazepine receptor-associated protein 1 (gene Rbp). Lineage: Eukaryota; Metazoa; Arthropoda; Insecta; Diptera; Drosophilidae. Gene Ontology annotation, biological process: neuromuscular synaptic transmission. Bases 228 to 5717 code for a protein of 1829 amino acids. The transcript has 19 exons. Gene Ontology annotation, molecular function: protein binding. The record is from RefSeq and is a predicted model, not a curated record.
CUCUGCUCUGGCACACUGAGCACCGAGCUGGCAGUUGGGUAGAAAUCAGAGUACAAGCCAGCAGCGCGACCGAGAUGACCCACUUUUCGGUAUUCGCACUGAGACCCAACUGCUACUACCCACUGAAAGUGGACAACUAGGCGGAGUUUUUUUCUAUAUAGUAGCAGUGAAGUGAUCGCGUUUUUCGGAUAUAUUAUGUACAGCCUACGUAGCCUAGUGUAAACUAUAUGCAUUUAUGUGAAUUUCCCAGCGCAAACGUGGAAGAGGAAAACAGGCGACCUGAAAAAGCAGCAGCAGCAGCAAGCAAGAAGCAGAAGCACAAGCAGCAAAAAAGUCGUCCGAGGGGCAGCCACAGCAUGCCGUACGAGUCGAUGCACCAUCAUCAGUCGGCGGCCGCUGCCGUGGCCGCUGGCACCACCCCCAACGGAAUGCUGGACGCCCUCAGCCUGCAGCUGCGCGAUGCCGAGAUGCGGCGCACGGAGAUCGAGCGGGCGCAUCAGGAAACCCUGGCACAAAUACGCAAUCUGAGCGGCAGCGCACGUCCCGAUGCCGAGGCGGUGGAGAACCUGCAGUCGAGAGCCCGGGAACUGGAAAAGAAGGUUGCGCUGGAAAAUGUGCGCUGCGAGGAGCUGCAAAUCGAACUGACCUCGGCUCUGAAGGCCAAACAGGCAUCCCGCUCGGCCUGCUCCGGAAUGGGCGGCGUGUCCUCCGGUGGCGGCGCAACUAUUCCUACAUCGGCCAGCAGCUCCACCGUCACUUGGGCACCGACAAUCAGCCACCAGGACCAAGGAACCGAGAUCGAUAUCAUAAUGGCAAAGAUUGAGCAGGAUAACCGCGUGCUGGCCGAGCUGGAGCAGCCGCGCACCUCGGCCAGCGCCAGCAUGUCAGCAUUGCCGCCCAGUUCCAUGUUGAGCACGGUAAAUAGCGAAUUUAGAACCAUAUCAAAGAGUGAACUCGAAGAAGAACUGAACCGCUACAAAAGAGCAGUUUUGGGCGGAGGCGGAGGCGGAGGCGGAGGAGGAGGAGGAGGUGGCGGUGGGAUGUCCGCCCUGUCCUCCGGCUACUCGAGCCUGCCGCAAUCGCUGGCCUCCACGCUGCCCAAUGGAGGGGCCAGCACCAGCUUGAGCGGCACCAGCCUUGGCUCGCACAGCGCGGCCGCCGCUGCUGCCGCCCACAGUGUAUCCGCUGGACCGGGAGGCGUGGUCGGUGGCGGCGGUGGCCAAGGCGGCCUAUCAUCCAUAUCGGCCCUGGUGCCCAACUCAAUCAGCGGCAUAUCCUCGAGUCUGAGCAGCCAUGCCAUUCAAUCCAUGCAAUACGGCACCGGACAGACGUCCGUGGAGAAACUGCUGAGCGGAACUAGUGGAAUCACUGGCAUUCCACCCCUGCCGGUAAAUAUUCACACGAUGAAGGCUAUGCCGACGGCAUUAAGUCAGCGCGGAACAAUACAGCUGUACAAUUUGCAGAGCACAACCAUGCCCCUCCUGUCACUCAACUCGCAUAACCUGCCGCCCGCCGGCUCGACCAGCUACUCGGCACUGGGCGCCGGUGGCGGCACCUCGCUGACGCACCCGACCAUGGCCAAUCUGGGCCUGCUGGACACCGGCACCCUACUGGGUACCGCCGGCUUGAGCGGAUUGGGCGUGGGCCCAGGUGUCGGCGGCAUCACUGGCGCCACAUCUCUGUAUGGCCUGAGCGGCGGCGGAGGAGCCGGUGGCCUGGGCAGCUCCUAUGGCCCGCCCUUUCUGGAUGUUGCGUCGAGCGCCUCGUAUCCAUUCACCGCGGCCGCCCUGCGACAGGCUUCCAAAAUGAAAAUGCUGGACGAGAUCGACAUACCGCUGACGCGGUACAACCGCAGCUCGCCCUGCUCACCCAUUCCGCCGAACAACUGGGGACUGGACGAGUUCACCGACGGCCUCAGUGUCUCCAUGAUGCACAACCGCGGCGGCCUGGCACUGGGUGCCCUGGAUUUGGACACUCGCAAUCAUGGCCUGAAUGGAGCGAGUGAACCGCAGGUGGAUAUGCUCGAUAUUCCUGGAAAGGGCCGCUGCUGUGUGUUCAUAGCCCGAUUUCCCUAUGAUCCUCCAGAUGUUCAUAAUGAAUUCCUUUCCAUGCCUUGCAGGGAGGCUGAGGGCGAGCUCUCCCUGUGCGCCGGCGACUAUCUGCUGGUGUGGACCAGUGGUGAGCCCCAAGGUGGCUACCUGGAUGCGGAGCUGCUGGACGGGCGCCGCGGCCUCGUUCCGGCCUCCUUUGUGCAGCGCUUAGUAGGCGACGACCUGCUGGAGUUCCACCAGGCGGUGCUGUCGACGCUGCGCGAUGCCGAGGACGGAUCGAUGCAGUGCGACACCACGUCGCUGCCCUCCUUGCCGCCGCACAACCCAUUGCUCACACACACCCACGAGGAUCUGGCUCGCUUGAGUGAGACGCACACCGAUCUGGAGCACGACCAGGACGACAUCAGUGACAAUGUUCCAGCACCCAAGCACUUGACGCUGGAACGGCAGCUGAACAAGAGCGUGCUCAUUGGCUGGUCGCCGCCGGAGCCAGUGGGCUACAACCUCAUCGACAGCUACCACGUCUACGUGGACGGCGUGCUCAAGGUCACCGUGAAGGCCAACGAACGCACACGCGCGCUAAUCGAGGGCGUUGACUCCACGCGGCCGCAUCGCAUCAGCGUGCGGAGCGUGACCCAGAACCGGCAGACAUCGCGGGAUGCCGCCUGCACGAUGAUCAUCGGGCGGGACACCGCUCACCUGGGCCCCUCGGCGGUGCGCGCCUCGCACAUAACUUGUUCCUCGGCGGUCAUCUCGUGGCUGCCGGCCAACUCGAACCACCAGCACGUGGUGUGUGUAAACAAUGUGGAGGUGCGCACCGUCAAGCCGGGCAUGUACAGGCACACGAUCACCGGCCUGGCGCCGAGCACCCAAUACCGGGUGACGGUGCGGGCCAAGCACCUGCGGGCCGUGGGCCAGCACGCGGCGAAUGUGGGCCAGAGUGUGGUCGGUGCUGGGCGGCCGGGACAGGAGGAGGCGCCCGGUGCAUACGCCGACUUCCGCACUUUGACCAAGGGCCUGCCCGAUCCGCCGCAGGAGAUCCAGCUAGAGGCCGGUCCGCAGGAUGGUACCAUUCUGGUGACAUGGCAGCCGGUUAACAGGCCCACCUCAACGGGGCCUGUAACCGGCUAUGCUGUGUACGCCGAUGGUAAGAAGGUCACCGACAUCAACUCGCCCACCGGCGACCACGCCCUCAUCGACAUCGGCAAACUGGGCGUCUUCAAUCCUCGUGCCGUCACCAUACGCACCAAGUCCCGCGACUCCCAGUCGGCGGACAGUGCGCCCAUUUUGAUACCAAAUACUGUGCGCAAUGCGGUGGCUCGCCGGGGUCCCAAUCAGAUGGGCAUGGGUCCGCAGUUGCCGCAGGGACCGCACGGGAUGCCGGUGCAGCAGCAGAUGGGCGGAAUGCCCGGCCAGCCGGGUCAGCAGGGUCAGCACAUGAUGGGUGGGCAGCAGCAGGAUCACGGCCAGUACGAUCCCAACCAGAUGCAGCAGCAGGGCAUGCAGCCGGGUCAGCCGGGUCAACCGGGUCAUCAGCCCGACGGAGGCUCCGGAUUGUUAGGUGGCCUGCUCGGUGGCCUCUUCUCGAAACCCACACAGAAUCAAGUGAACCAGAAUGGCUAUCAGCCAGGCCAACCAGGAGCGCAGCGGGGCAUGGUCCCGAUUCCAGGAAGACCGCAGGGACCACAGCAACAGCAGCAGCAGCCCUACGGACCCCAGGGUCCCAUGGGUGGGCCACGCUUUCGAGGACCAGUUCCCGGCCAGCUUAACAUGCAGGGCCAGCAGAUGCAGGGGCAGAUGCAAGGGCAGAUGCAAGGACAGAUGCCAGGUCAGAUGCCGGGUCAGAUGCCGGGUCAAAUGCCUGGUCAGAUGCCGGGUCAGAUGCCCGGUCAGAUGCCUGGCCAGAUGAUGGGACCACGAGGACCGCUCAACCAGCAGCAGCAACAGCAACAGCAGCAGCAGCAGAUGCAGCAGGGCCAGAUGAUGCCCGGCCAGCAGCCAGGACAACAGCAGACACAGCCCGGCCAGCCGGGACAACCGGGUCAGAUGCCCGGAGCACAGAAGAAGCCCCGCUACUUUGUGGCCAUGUUCGACUACGACCCAUCCACGAUGAGUCCCAAUCCCGAUGGCUGCGACGAAGAGCUGCCCUUCCAGGAGGGCGACACGAUCAAGGUAUUUGGUGAUAAGGAUGCCGAUGGCUUCUACUGGGGCGAGCUGCGCGGUCGCAGGGGCUAUGUGCCGCACAACAUGGUCUCCGAGGUGGAGGACACCACCGCCUCCAUGACCGCCGGUGGCCAGAUGCCCGGUCAGAUGCCUGGCCAGAUGCCCGGCCAGAUGGGCCAGGGUCAGGGAGUGAGCGUGGGUGGCACCGCCCAGGUGAUGCCCGGCCAGAGUGCUCCGCAGCAGAGCAUGCGGAACGUGAGUCGCGACCGCUGGGGUGACAUCUAUGCCAACAUGCCCGUGAAGCGGAUGAUCGCGCUCUACGACUACGAUCCCCAGGAGUUGAGUCCCAAUGUGGAUGCCGAGCAGGUGGAAUUGUGUUUCAAGACGGGCGAAAUCAUACUCGUUUACGGUGAUAUGGAUGAAGACGGUUUCUACAUGGGCGAGCUGGACGGCGUGCGCGGCCUGGUGCCGUCGAACUUCCUGGCGGACGCGCCCGACCAGUACAACAACCAGAUGGGUCCCGGCGGAGUGGCCGGCCGCGGCGGGCUGAGCCAGAGGGGCAGGGGUCAGGGGCCAGGAGCGAGGGGGCCGCCGCCCCCGCCACGUGACAACAUGAUGCCCGGAAUGGGCGGUCGCGGCCAGCCGGGCAAAAAUGCUCGCCCUGCUUCCCCUACACUGUUAGACAACACGGGCCAUCCUGCCCCCGAUCACCAAACGCAGGGGAUGAUCGGUCGCGUUGGUAAUGUCGGGCUGCAGCAGCAACAGCAGCAACAGCAGCAGCAGCAGCAGCAGCAGCAACUCCAACAGCAGCAGCAGCAGUAUGGUCAGCAACAGACGCAGAUGGGACAGCAGCAUCAGCAACAGCAGCAAAUGGGACAACCUGGAAUGAUGGGUCAGCAGCAGAUGGGCCAGCCGAUGGGUCAGCAGAUGAGACAGCAGAUGGGUCAAAUGGGUCAGCAGAUGGGUCAGCAGCAGAUGGGACAGCAGCAGCAGCAACAGCCGCCGACGACACAGGCGCAAACGGGCGGACUAUUCUCCGGCGCGACUAGCCUGCUCUCUGGUGCUACCUCGGCUGCCACCGGUGGUCUAUUUGGGUCGAAGCAACCGCCCAAGACGGAUCCAAUGCAACCACAAGGUGGUGUGCAGCCAGCGCAGCAACAAGCAAACGCCUUUGGUGCCCAGCAGCCUGGCAUGGGCAUGCAGCAGCAGGGGGGGAUGCAGCAAGGGAUGCAGCCCGGAAUGCAGCAGGGCAUGCAGCAGGGGAUGCAGCAAGGGAUGCAGCAGGGGAUGCAGCAGGGCUUGCAGCAGGGGAUGCAGCCCGGAAUGCAGCAACAGCAGCAGCAGCCACAACAAGUGCCACCGCAAGCCCAGGCGCCGCCUCCAGGACCGGGCGCCGGAUUGCUGGGCGGGCUCAAGGGCAUCGCGGCAGCGGCGCCCGGCGGCGAUGUCCUGUCGAAAGGCAAAGAUCUCUUCGGAAAAUUCGGGUUCGGCUUUGGCAAAUAACCCCGGUCAUUCUAUAGGGUCCUGUUAUAUUAUUCGUAGAUUAGACUUAUUAUUACUAUUAUGAUUAUGAUUAUGAUUAUAAUUAUGAUUAUUGCUAUUGAUUACGAUUACUAAGCUAAUAUAAAAUGGAACACAAAUGAUAAUGAUGAUGGACAGACAAACCAAUGCUAACGUUAAUACCCAAUCCCGGUUCCGAGCUGUUGGCCAAUGCAUAUGUACAAUGUUGUUGUUGUCGAUAUGAUAUGAUAUGAUAUGACUAAUAGUACUAAUACUAAUGGUAAUAUUUUUUAUUAAUUAAAUUAAUGGAAAUAUUAUGAGUGACCGACGAGCAACAACGGCAUCGGCCAAACAGCUGGGCCACAAAAAAAAAACAAAUAAAAAAAAAAACAAAGCCACAGAAAAGCCCAGAUAAAUUGUUGUAAAAUUAUUUAACAAAUUGCCUGCCGGUUUAGGUGACUGCAACUCCAUUAACCCACUAAAGGAUAAAGCUCUAUAAUAGAAGACCACACACACACACCACACACACACAGACGCAAUACACACCACUCACAUAGAUACUGAACACACAUAUAUUAUACAAAUACAAAAACAAAUA